Molecule: messenger RNA, 1034 nt
Organism: Dryobates pubescens (Downy woodpecker)
Lineage: Eukaryota; Metazoa; Chordata; Aves; Piciformes; Picidae
Gene: SNX20
Product: sorting nexin 20
Exons: 3
Coding region: 1-987 (328 amino acids)
Biological process (GO): protein transport
Cellular component (GO): early endosome membrane
Molecular function (GO): phosphatidylinositol phosphate binding
Source: RefSeq, a predicted model, not a curated record
AUGGACCAGGACUCACAUUGCACAGCAGAAAGGAAACUUCUAGAAGCUAGAAGCAGCAUUACUACAUUUUCUACCACAACUCCAUCUGGUGAAGAACAAAAUCAACCCAAGGCUGAAAUUCUGUAUCAAGCCAGAAAAGAAAACCCAGAAAAAGAUGACCUGCAAGAUUCCAGUGCAUCCCUGAGUCCCAACUCUUCAAUGACCACUAAGGAGCUUCAGGAAUACUGGAGGAACGAAAAACGCCAGUGCAGACAAGUCAAACUCCUUUUUGAAAUCCCAUCAACCAGAAUUGUAGAGCACCACUUAUCUAAAUAUGUGAUGUAUAAAAUCAUCAUUUUGCAAACAGGAAGUUUUGACAGCAACAAGUCUGUAAUCGAACGACGUUAUUCUGAUUUUGAGAAACUGCACAGAAAUCUGCUGGAGGAGUUUAGUGAGGAAAUGGAAGAUGUGACCUUUCCCAAAAAAACUCUAACAGGGAACUUCACAGAAGAAAUAAUCAAUGAGAGAAAAUUAGCCUUCAAGGACUACCUGAGACUUCUAUAUUCUAUGAAAUAUAUCCGAAGAUCAAAACAAUUUAUUGACUUUUUAACAAGGCCAGAACUUCAGGAAGCAUAUGGUUGCCUGCGGGGUGGCCAGUACACCAAAGCUUUGGAAAUCCUUUCAGAAGUGGUUGGUCUGCAGGAAAGGCUGACAAGAGGCAGCCCUGUCUCCAUUGUCCCUACUCUCUGUGCUAUCGUGGUGUGCUACAAGGACCUGGACAAUCCAGCAAGCGCCUUUGAAUAUGGAGAAAAAGCUCUAUCACGCCUUCAUGUGCGCACCAGUCACAGGUAUUACAUUCCAUUGCUGGAAUCGAUGGUCACUUUGGCAUAUGAACUUGGGAAGGAUUUUCUGUCUUUGCAAGAAAAACUGGAAGAAUGGAAGGCAAAAAAAGAUCCUGUAAGGGUUUUUACCCUGAAAGAACUUGCAGUUCGGGAGUACGUGCAAUGAACACAAGGAGUAUUUUCAUGGAAGAUGAAAGCCGUUAGCUCCUUUUC